Messenger RNA from Tetrahymena thermophila SB210, 4674 nucleotides. RefSeq lists its product as hypothetical. The record is from RefSeq and is a predicted model, not a curated record. The transcript is spliced from 2 exons. Lineage: Eukaryota; Ciliophora; Oligohymenophorea; Hymenostomatida; Tetrahymenidae.
AUGAAUCAUAAUCUAAGUGAGAUAAAAGACCUCAAUAGCUUGUCCAACCGCGACUCUCGCUCAAAUUACUCGAUAGUUUCAGAUGAUUUGGGUUAGUAGUUAUUGUAAUUAAUAUUGGAAUAUUAACCCAAUCCCUAAGAUUAAUAUCUACUGGAACUCUCAAAGCAAAGAACAGUUGUAGAAAUAGACGAAAAAUUUAGAAAUUCUCAUAUUAACUAGACAUAUACUUUUCCAAGAAAAGUGACAGAGCGUGAUAGGAAUAAAGCAAGGGAAUUAUAGUAAAUUUUAGCUAAUAGUGCUUAAAAUAGCAAAGAAAUAAAUAAACAGUUUUAAUUCAAAGAAACAAAUAAAAAAAAUUGCUAAAAUGAAGGGAUAGUAAAUUAGGAAGCAAAAAAGGUGUUCAUAGAUGACAAGCAAAACUUUUAAUUUUAAAAUAAUGAGAACACUGAUGACAGUUUUUCUUCUCUUAACGAUGUUUCAUUUUACGAUCUAAAUUCUUAAAAUAAGAUUUGUUAAAAGUAAAUUUAGCAUUUACAAUUGAAUUAGCCAAAUCAUAAUGUAAAUAGUGCAUUAUAGUAAAUGAGCAAAGGAAAUUAAAUUCAGGUUUAAAAACCUCAAAAUUAAGGAAAUUAAUAAGAAUAAUAAAAUAAAAUAAAACAUUGUUACUACACCAAUCAAAACAAUUCAAAUUAGCAGAAUCUGACUUAAUUUAUAAAGACUACUACAACGAAUUAGAAAUAAUAACAAGCAGUUAAAAGUCAUGUCUAAACUGAUGCAAAUAAAAUAAAAUAGUCUGAUAUUGUUUAAAGCAAUUAUUAUGAUAAUGAUAUGAUUAACAUAGAAAUUAAUACUGGUGAUAAUAAUAAUUUCAAUUAGAAUAUUAAUAUAUCUAAAGAAGAAAUAGGAUUAUUGUAAUAGUAAAGACAACAAAAUAGUAAAUGUUAAUAGGGACUUAAAAAUAACCAGGUGUUACACUCAACUCAAUUGAAAAAAAAUACUUAAAUUCCUAAAGAGAGAAACUUUCAUGAAAUGGUUUCUUCAAAUUCAAAUUAACUUGUUGAUAAGUAAUAAAUUGAUAAUUAAAUGUAGAGAAUGCCUUUAACUGAAAAAAUUUCAAAUGCUAAACAUCUAAGUAACAUUGACUUCAUAAAUGAUGCCGCUUAAAUGUAAGCAUCUUCUUCAACAGGUACUACAACUGUAAUUGGAGAAUAAGUAAACUUAAGUAAAAAUAAAGUUAACACCAAUAAUAGCAAUAAAAGUGAUUUAAAUAUAAAACACUCAAAAAUGGCUUUUAGUUAAGUAGAAGGAGUUUUUACAGAAGCAGAUGAAAUUGAUGAAGACACUUAGCAUUAAACAAGGGAAGAAUGGGUACAAUCAAUGAUUGAUCAAAAAGCAAAAGCUGAUUCUUCUAAAUAGUAGAAAAUAGGAUGGAUGUAUACAGAAGGAGAUAUUCAAAAUAAAUCUCCUCAAAAGCAAUAUUACAAUGUUCCAACAACCCAACAACAACAGGUUAAUGCAAAAGUAAGAAAACUGAAGAUUGCUUCUUUUCACUAAGGCUAGAAAGAUUAAAAUCAAAAACUAAUUUAGAGUUUAUCUCUGCAUAAUUAAUUUGACUAGAUUUCAAAUAUGCCAAACACCAAUCAUGCAUUACCUCAGACAGUAUAUAAUAAAUAAAAUUUUCAAUAAAAAAGUUAAAAUUAAAACUUUGAAAAAACUAAUUUUUCCAACUAACUUAAAAUGGGUGGAAUCAACACAAAUUUUCUUUAUGAUAUAAACGAAAUACAGAUAAACACUCAAUUAGCAAAUUUGACAAGUAAGUCAAGCAAGUAAGAAAAUAUAAUGAAUACAUGUUCAGCUACUUAGUAACCUCAAGAAAUUAAUAAAGUAAUAAAAUACCCUUUUUGUAUUUAGAAUAACCUUAAUAAUGGCAACAAUAAUAAUGCGGCUUUCAAGCAAUAAAAUUAUUUAUCAGAAAAUAAAUUGAGUAAAAUUAUUUAGUCAUAACAAAUGAAUUAAACUUAGCAAAAUACAGUUGCAUAAAAUAAUAUAUAAAAUUUAAGCUAAACUUCUAAAAUUAUAAAUAUGAGUUUAGAUUAUUAAACCUAAGAUACACGCUUUACUCCUCUUCGUUCAAAUAAAAUUCCAUCUUAAGUAAACAGAAAUAAUUCGCAAUUAUAAAAUCCUAAUUCGACAAGUCAUCUCAAUAAUUAUAUUUCAUGUGGAGAUGAAAAGAAUAGAUCUGUAAGCAAUAGCAACAAUCUUGAAUAUUCCUUAUCAAAAUCUACCAAAAAUAAGAAUUUAAAUAUUUCGCUUUCAGUUACAAAAGGGUCUGCUUUAAAGGAUGAACCCUUUUAAUAAGAAGCCAUAUAAACUUAGUCUUAAUUUAACUAAAUUCACAAAAGAAAUUAGGCAAGCAUCCGUAAGCUAAGACCAAAAAUAAAUUUUGAUGGAAUGUCAAAUGACUUUAGUGAUUUAAUACCAACCAGCUCCAAAGAAUAAAAUUUUACUUAAAUAGAUUUAUCUCCUUAUACUUAAAUUUCUAAGCAUAUCAGAAGCAAUACUAUAAAUAAUUACCACAUGAAACCUCCUACAACAAAGAAUUCUCACUAGCGCUAACCAUCUGAUAAUGCUUUAAGAAGCAGUGCCACUAAUAGAGUUGUUUCUGAGUAAAGCUAAGAGAAAAUUAAAACUGCCAACUUUAGCUCCUGUGCAAAUGAAGUUGAUGGUAAUAACUCAAGUAAUAAAGUUAUGUUAGCAGAUUCUACAAAGUCGAAUGUUAGAUUCCCAUAAACAUAUAAUAACUAAAAAGUAAAAAGAACGCUAAAAAUAUAAAGCUGCAAAUACAACUCUUAAAAAAAUUAGUUGUUAUAGGAACAGUUCAGAAAUUCAAAUUAAUAUCAUGGAAAUAUGCCUAAUUCUACUAAAAAUACUUAUUAAAUAUAACCUUUAUAACCUUGUUUUGAAGAUGAACUGACUUAGAAUAAAAAUGCAAUUAAAUUAGAAUAGUAAAAGUUAUCAAUGCUGAGAAAAGAAAACUUAAAUAGCUUUGAAAAUAAAGCAAGAUUUUCUUAAAGCUAAUAGCAAAGCAAUUAAUUAAAUCAACAGAAGCAUAUUUUAAGUAAUAAAAGCUACUUGAGUAAAGAAAAGCCUAUUAAAGAAGCAGGACAAUUGUAAAACUAUGAAAGAAGGUAUUUAAAAACUGAUGGGGAUGACCAAAAUGAUGGUAGUAUAUUCUUGAAUGAUAAUAUUCUGUUUUAAAAUAGCAAAGAGUUCGAUAAAAAUUCUUAGGUUUAAAUUUCUUUGCAUAAAAAUUAUAGUGCAAAUAGUGAAUUUAAUUUAAAUGAAUUUUCAGGCAAAAAAAUAACUAAAUAAAACUUUAAUUAAAAUUGUUUUAAGGAGGAUAAAUUUCAACAAAAUUCUAAAAGUAAAUCAGAAGAAAAUAGAAUCAGCUUAAAAUCAAAUUAAGUUUAAGCAGUUAAUACCAAUCAAUAUGAUCAAGUAAAAAAGAAAUAUUUCCAUAAAACUAAUUCUAUUGGUAAAUCUCUAACCAGUACAUAACCUUUGACACUAGAUAGUUAUUCAACAGAUAAUCCAACCUCUAACUAGUAAAGUGAUAAUUAUUCUAUUAAUAGCAACUCAAAUAAUAAGUAGAAAGCUAGCUGUCCAUAAAAAUAGGAAAGCACAUAAAAUAUAAAAGAUAACAAAAAUUAGGUUCUCUGCUAUGAAAAUACCAUGAAUUCCUAUAAUAAUAAAUGUGAUGAGGAAAGUAAAGUAUCAAAUUCUGAAUAAACCAAUCAAAGAAUAAGUAGUAAAAUAAAAAAAGCUGUACAAAAUAUUAAUGAGGAAAAUUUCAAAAACGAAGAGUGUGAAGAAAAAUAAAUUUAGAUUAGCAAAAAACCUGAAUAGCUAAAUUAAAUCUUGGUGCAACAUAUGCAUAAAGAAACCAAGCCACAACAAUAAAACUAAAAUGGAGUAAGAUAAGUCAAAAAAAUGGCUUAUAAUACCUCAGCAAACAAUAAAAAUGCUUAUUAAAAUAUGAGUUAUACAUAAGAAAGUUAGAAUUUUAAUUAAGAUAGUUAAGUUUAGAAUAGAAAAUUGGUGGCAUGCUCUUUACACGAAGAUAAUCUAAAAAGUUAUUAAAUAGAUCCUAUUAGUAAGUAGCCAUUGCUAUAACAGGAGAAUUCUAAUCAACUUUAAAAGCUUGAAUACCUAAAAAGUAGUGCAAUAUCUACAGCUUCAACUUAAAUAGGAGUUACCCAGUAAAAAGUAAUAAAUAAAACUGUUGCAUAUGACAGUAUCCAAGUCAAGCAAAAUAACAAUCCUUCAGCUCUUAGGUAAAAAGCGGCUUAAACUCCUUCAUCUCUUUCUGUAAAUACAGACUAAUAGAUAAAUGGAGUAAACAAUUUAACUAGAGAAAUUGGUAGCACUUAUUUAGGUUCACAUGUCACAGCUUGUAGUACAUAAAGCAAUUAAAGCAAGAACAAAAGCCCUUUGAAAUAAAAUUUAAUUUUACCUACUAAUUUAUAAAAUAACAAUGGACCUGUUCUUCCCUAAUACUCUUCUUCAACCCGUAAUCAAAAUACAGUUAGUUUAUUUAAAAAGAAAUCAAAUUAACUUUAUUCAUCAGUAUCAUAUCAAUCGCAGAAUCAAACAAAUUUAUCAACACAAUUAUGA